GAAGAAAGCAAAACAAAGCAAAGCAAAGCUGGUAAUAAUGGUUGUUGGGGGAGGACUGAGGAGGAUGGUCCCUACUUCCUACUUCCGGCUUCAUUCGCUUCUACUCAUCGAUAACAUCGCACUUUUCAGCUUCAUUCCUUCGACUUCCUUUCCUAGGUCUUAUGAUCAAACCCAUUGGACAUUCGAAUGGUGCAGUGGACUGGAAUAGUCUGAUGAUGGCUUACAAGAAUUGGGAUGAGGAACAACGGCAUUUCAUGAAUUUUGUUCAUGUACAUUUCUCUGCAAAUUUUAUUUCCUGGGUGCAAAACCAGUGCAAGCGAUGACUUACAGUUGAUCUCUGAACUUGAAGUAAGUUCAUGGGGGAAAUGGUCUAUUCGCUGAUGCUCUAUAGUCUUAGAACCUUUCUUGUUCUUCGUCACUACCUGUGGCACUUACAUUUAGUGAAUAAAUGCCGAGAAUUAGAAGAUUUGGAGCAAAGAGGAGCAUACUUUUGCUACUGUAAUUAGCUAUUCAAGAUUUCAAGAUCAGAGUUUCUUUGAUAUCAAGGCACUUCUCUUGGGCUUCUCGGAAAAAAGUAAAAGGUGUAUAAAUGGGACACAGAGUAAAGAAGAAUGGUGAGGAUAAGAGAUUUAAUGUGAAAUGGACCGAACGUUGGGAUGAUGUUUUUGUUGAGGCUCUUGUGCAUCAGCAAACCAUGGGGAACAGGGUUGAUAAGGUUUUCACCACUGCAGCUUAUAAUAACAUUUUGAAAGAAAUGCGUGAUAAACUUGGAGAGCCAUUUCAGAAAGAUCACUUGAAAAAUCGUAUGAAAACUCUUAAGCAUCAUUUUAAAGAGUGUCAUAAUCUUUUUAGUGGUAUUAAUGAUUUUACAUGGAGUCCGGAGACAAAGCUCUGGACUGCAGAGCCUGAAGUGUGGAAAGACCUGAUCAAGGCAAGACCUGAUGCGAGAAAAUGGAUGUCAACACCAGUUGGCAACUAUGAUAAAUUACUGAUGCUAUUUGCAAAUGAAGCGGGUGACAGCUUUGCAAUGGCCAAAGAGGACGGAAACCAUCUAGUUAAUUUGAACAUUGGUAGCGAUUUGAACGGUGAUCUUGGGGCCUCUCAAAAUGAGGUAGCAUUUACUUUAGAGGACUUAAAUGGUGGAAAUGGUGGAAAUUAUGUGCUGCCAAUUUCAGCAGAAGCCAAUUCGCAAAUCGAUUCUCAAGCACCUUCUCUGUCUGCAACAUCAUUGAAAGGCAAGAAGAGAAAGGCCUCAAGGAAUUUGGACUUUGAGAGAGAGUUUGCUAGUGUUAGGGAAGCAAUUAAAGAUGUUGCGGCGGCAAUCAGGGAGGGAAAUGCCAUUGCAGAGAGGAGUCGAGCUCGUGUUUAUUCAGAGGAAGAAGUUUUCAAAGAACUAGUAAGCAUCGGUGUUGAUUUACAGUUACGGUUUAGGGCCUACACCUUCCUAAUUGCAAAUGCUGCAAGGGUGAGAGCCUUCUUUGGAUGCCCAGUUGAUGAACGCAAGGACUUUCUGCUUCAGAUGAUGUAUAGUCCUCAAGACUGUUGAGUGUUGAGGUAUAAGUUAAGUCUAGGCUUGAAAAGUGAUGUUAAUUUAACAUACCAUUGUUGCGACUAGAAUAAAAACAAAUAAUUUAGUGUUACAGACAUUUAUAGUUUUUCAGACCGCUCGGAUGUUUUGAUUGAUUAUCAAGAAGAUAGAAUCAUAUUUUCUAGUUGAUUGUACUUUAAACACAAGAAGAUAGAAUCAUAUUCUCUAGUUUAUUGUACUUUAAACACUUGUUCAUUCUGAAUCUGAAACUCUGGGCUGUAUUUUUUUCUU
Cannabis sativa is the source of this 1819-nucleotide messenger RNA. RefSeq lists its product as uncharacterized. NCBI's taxonomy places the organism in Eukaryota, Viridiplantae, Streptophyta, Magnoliopsida, Rosales, Cannabaceae. The coding region runs from base 590 to 1546 and encodes 318 amino acids. The transcript is spliced from 6 exons. The record is from RefSeq and is a predicted model, not a curated record.